AGAUUAUUUUUUUAAAUGAUCAACCAUUUAAAUCAAAUCUUUUAUCUUUUAUAUACGUAUAAAUUUGAGACUCCAAAUCUCCAAUGCAUAAAAGCUCGACAUGUGGCAUAAUAUGAGGUAUACAUGAGACAUAAUAUGGUGCAUUUGGGAUGUUUCUUCUCCUUUCUCCCUGCUCAGAUUGAGACCAUUUCCAAAAGCUCGCGCCUCGCGGGCUUGUUUGAUCGGAGGGGGGAAGAUUGGAUCAGCCAGAGACGACGGGACGAGAGCACCGGUUUGGGCAGCAAGGGCUCCGAAGGACGAGAAGAUCCCGGUGUGCCGCCGCUGAAUCUUGAAGCAGUUAUGGCGUUUUACCAGGACUACCUGAAAACAGUAGUUCCUUCUCAACUUCUCGCGGAGCGUGGCUCCAAUCUCUUAGUCAUUAAUCCAGGUUCUGCAAAUAUUCGAGUAGGACAGGCUCAACAGGAUAAUCCACUGAACAUCCCACAUUGCAUUGCUAGGCGAACCAGCCAAGUUCCUAAAAGACAUGUCCAAGAUCAAAUGCUCAAUUCUCAAGUGACAACUGCACAACACAUGGAGCGGGAAAAGGCUUAUGACAUUAUUGCAUCACUUUUAAAAAUUCCAUAUUUGGAUGAGGAGGCUGCUAAUAGCUCUUUUCACCGGAAGAUGGGUCGUGCUGAUGCACAUCACCCACAUCAUUACAAGGAGACACCAUUCACUUGGACUGAAGUGUUUGAGAACAUCCGUCCACCUCUUGCAGGAGGAAAUUGUGACACGACCAAUGAUGAAACUAGUGAGAUCCCCAUCACAAAUGGAAGCAACAGCACUGCAGAACUCAGUUCAGGGGGACGCAAGUAUAAAGAGUACAUAUGCGGUGAAGACGCUUUGAGAAUUUCUCCCAGUGAACCAUAUUGCUUGCGUCGCCCAAUUCGUCGUGGACACCUUAAUAUAUCUCAACAUUACUCUACGCAACAGGUUCUUGAGGAUCUCCAUACUUUAUGGGAUUGGAUCUUGAUUGAGAAGUUGAAUAUCCCUCACGAUCAAAGACACAUGUAUUCUGCUGUUCUUGUUGUUCCAGAAACAUUUGAUAAUCGAGAAAUAAAAGAAAUGAUAUCUAUUAUUUUGCGGGAUUUGCGGUUCAGUUCAGUGGUAGUUCAUCAGGAAGGUCUUGCUGCAGUAUUUGGCAAUGGUUUAUCAACAGCAUGCAUUGUAAAUAUUGGUGCUCAGGUGACAUCGGUAGUUUGUGUUGAGGAUGGAGUAGCUCUUCCUACGACACAAAUCAAUCUACGUUAUGGUGGAGAGGAUAUAUCAAGAUGCCUUCUGUGGACUCAGAGGCAUCACCAAACAUGGCCGCCGAUUAGAACUGAUGCUCUUGCAAAGCCUGUAGAUUUGCUAAUCCUGAACAAACUUAGAGAGUCCUAUUGUGUUAUCAGAGAGGGUGAAGUUGAAGCAGUUACCCAGGUUCAUUCAUAUGAAGAUGGGAUGGUACCUGGAUCUCACAAGACAAGGCUAACUGCUCUUAAUGUACCCCCAAUGGGUUUAUUCUAUCCAACACUUUUAGUUCCGGAUGUAUAUCCGCCCCCGCCUCGUUCUUGGUUUAAUGACUAUGAUGAUAUGCUUGAAGAUGCCUGUCAAAUUGAUCUUCCAGGGGCAUUUCCCAUGUGGGAGAGUUAUCCCGUUUUCCGAUCAAAACCAAAGAGGGAAGACAGUAUCGGUCUUGCAGAAGCUAUCACAAAAAGCAUUCUUUCAACAGGGCGAAUAGAACUUCAGAGAAAGCUGUUUUGUAGCAUGCAACUGAUUGGUGGAGUUGCAUUGAUUGAUGGCCUCAUUCCUGCAGUUGAGGAAAGAGUUUUACAUGCCAUUCCUUCCCAUGAAGCAAUUGACACAGUAGAGGUUACCUCAUUCUUAUACGUCUUUCCCACGUUCAUCCGCUUUUCAUUGUUUCAUCAUCACCAUCUUCAUCAUCAUCAGGUAUUGCAAUCAAGAACAAAUCCGGCUUUCGUACCAUGGAAAGGAGGAGCAAUUCUGGGGAUUCUGGAUUUCACACGAGACGGAUGGAUUCACAGGGAGGACUGGAUCCGGAACGGAAUCCACAUCGGGAGUGGGAGGAAAUACAAGGAUUCUUAUUAUAUUCAGGCACACUCUUUGGCUUUCAUCAACUCUUCAUAGCCUUUCCACUACCCCCAACCCAGUAAGAACAAGUUGUUCAUUUGUGUUGGUAACUAAUCUAUGCUUAUAACAUGAAAACACAAUUUGUACAUGUACAAGUUGUCCAUUUGUGUUAGUAACUAAUCUAUGCUUAUGACAUGAAAACACAAUUUGCAUAUGCACCACCUUAAAACCCAGUAGGUGUCUAAGG
This is a messenger RNA of Cuscuta campestris, 2356 nucleotides long. Lineage: Eukaryota; Viridiplantae; Streptophyta; Magnoliopsida; Solanales; Convolvulaceae. The record is from the annotation of a GenBank genome assembly.